AUGUUAACCUAUUCAUAUCUAUCUAUCUAUUUAUCUAUCUAUGUUAACCUAUUCAUAUCUAUCUAUCUAUCUAUCUAUCUAUUUAUCUAUCUAUCUAUCUAUAACUUAUUCCUGUGUAUAACUAAUGCAAUUGCGGUUAUCCCUGUAAUUAAUGCUGCUGCUGAUGAUGAUGAUGCUACUGCUGCUGAUGCCGCUACUUCUGCUGCUGAUGCUACUGCUGAUGCUACUGCUGAUGCUACUGCUAAUGAAGAUGCUACUCCUGCUGCUGAUGCUACUCCUGCUCAUGCCGCUACUUUUCCUGCUACUCCUGCUGCUGAUGCUACUCCUGCUGAUGCCGCUACUUCUCCUGCUGACGCUACUUCUGCUGCUGAAACUACUGCUAAUGAAGGUGCUACUGCUGCUGAUGCCGCUACUUCUGCUGAUGCCGCUACUUCUGCUGCUGAUCUUACGCCUGCUGAUGAUGCUACUACUAAUGAAGAUGCUACUCCUGUUGUUUAUGCUACUCCCGCUGCUGAUGCUACUCCUGCUGAUUCCGCUACGUCUGCUGCUGAUGCUACUCCUGCUGCUGAUGCUACUCCUGCUGCUGAUGCUACUGCUGAUGAAGAUGCUCCUCCUGCUGCUGAAGCUACUGCUAAUGAAGGUGCUACUGCUGCUGAUGCCGCUACUUCUUCUGAUCCCGCUACUUCUGCUGCUGAUCCUACGCCUGCUGCUGAUGCUACUACUAAUGAAGAUGCUACUCCUGUUGUUUAUGCUACUCCCGCUGCUGAUACUUCUCCUGCUGAUGCCGCUACGUCUGCUGCUGAUGCUACUCCUGCUGCUGAUGCUACUCUUGCUGAUGCCGCUAUUUCUGCUGCUGAUGCUACUCCUGCUGUUGAUGUUACUGCUGCUGAAGAUGACGCCUAA
Molecule: messenger RNA, 903 nt
Organism: Acanthosepion pharaonis
Lineage: Eukaryota; Metazoa; Mollusca; Cephalopoda; Sepiida; Sepiidae
Source: the annotation of a GenBank genome assembly